GGCUAUGGCCAUGGUGACCGGCGGCUGGGGCGGCCCCGGAGGCGGCGGGGACACGAACGGUGUGGACAAGGCAGGAGGUUACCCGCGCGCGGCCGAGGAAGACUCGGCCUCACCCCCCGGCGCCGCCAGCGACGCGGAGCCGGGCGACGAAGAGCGGCCGGGGCUGCAGGUGGACUGCGUGGUGUGCGGGGACAAGUCGAGCGGCAAACACUACGGCGUCUUCACCUGCGAGGGCUGCAAGAGCUUCUUCAAGCGGAGCAUCCGCCGUAACCUCAGCUACACCUGCCGGUCCAAUCGUGAUUGCCAGAUCGACCAGCAUCACCGUAACCAGUGCCAAUACUGCCGCCUCAAGAAGUGCUUCCGGGUGGGCAUGAGGAAGGAGGCGGUCCAGCGUGGCCGCAUCCCGCAUUCACUGCCGGGCGCUGUGACUGCCUCCUCGGGCAGCCCCCCGGGUUCUGUGCUGGCUGCAGCGGUAGCGGGCGGGGACCUUUUCCCGGGGCAGCCUGUGUCGGAGCUGAUCGCGCAGCUGCUGCGCGCCGAGCCCUACCCCGCGGCGGCCGGGCGCUUUGGCGCAGGCAGUGGUUCCUCGGGCGCAGUGCUGGGAAUCGACAACGUGUGUGAGCUGGCUGCGCGGCUGCUGUUCAGUACAGUGGAGUGGGCGCGCCACGCGCCCUUCUUCCCUGACCUGCCGGUGGCCGACCAGGUGGCGCUGCUGCGCUUGAGCUGGAGCGAGCUGUUCGUGCUGAACGCUGCACAGGCUGCGCUGCCCCUGCACACGGCGCCGCUGCUGGCCGCAGCUGGUCUGCACGCCGCGCCCAUGGCCGCUGAGCGUGCAGUGGCCUUCAUGGAUCAGGUGCGUGCCUUCCAGGAGCAGGUGGACAAGCUGGGCCGCCUGCAGGUCGACUCCGCAGAAUACGGCUGCCUCAAGGCCAUCGCGCUGUUCACACCUGAUGCCUGUGGCCUCUCGGACCCAGCACACGUGGAGAGUCUGCAGGAGAAGGCACAGGUGGCCCUCACCGAGUAUGUUCGGGCCCAGUAUCCGUCCCAGCCCCAGCGCUUUGGGCGCCUGCUGCUGAGGCUCCCGGCCCUGCGCGCAGUCCCUGCCUCCCUCAUCUCCCAGCUGUUCUUCAUGCGCCUGGUGGGCAAGACACCCAUCGAGACGCUGAUCCGAGACAUGCUGCUGUCCGGGAGCACCUUCAACUGGCCCUACGGCUCGGGCCAGUGACUGGACAGGACCCAGGGCUCCGUGGCCUGGUCUGCAGACCUCAAGGGGUAUGGCUGCUUGAGCCUCAGGGGGCAUCCCCAGACAGAGGACCCCAGCCUCUCUCCUCAGACUCCUAUUUUUUAAAGACUGUGAAAUGUUUGUCUUUUCUGUUUUUUAAAUGAUCAUGAAACCAAAAAGUGACUGAUGGUCCAGGCUCCGGCCUCGUCCUCCCAAGAACCCCCUGGCCAAGAUGGGGGAGGAACUGAGGUUCCAAUCCUGGGACAGUCUUGUCCCUCAGCACCUCAGGCAUGAACUUGUGGGAUGGUGAGGUUGGCUGCCCUGGUGUGAUGGACAGAGGCCUGGCGUCUGGAUGGGAGGGGCGGCCACAGCCAGGCAGGGGUCGUGUGCAUCAGGUGGCUUCCUCUGGACACGUGAUCCAUGUUGGACACUACAUGGUUAAUGAAUUAAGGCCAAUUAAUAAAGGUAUUUCCUACCUGCA
This is a messenger RNA of Phyllostomus hastatus (greater spear-nosed bat), 1703 nucleotides long. It is a transcript of the gene NR2F6, whose product is annotated as nuclear receptor subfamily 2 group F member 6. Gene Ontology annotation, molecular function: RNA polymerase II cis-regulatory region sequence-specific DNA binding; nuclear receptor activity; zinc ion binding. Gene Ontology annotation, biological process: anatomical structure development; negative regulation of transcription by RNA polymerase II; cell differentiation. The coding region runs from base 5 to 1225 and encodes 406 amino acids. NCBI's taxonomy places the organism in Eukaryota, Metazoa, Chordata, Mammalia, Chiroptera, Phyllostomidae. The transcript has 4 exons. The record is from RefSeq and is a predicted model, not a curated record.